CCCAAGUCGACGGGUUUUUUCUCUUCCUGCGACAUGCGACAUUCUCCUAACACGCUCACAAAUAUUUCGAUCCUUUGUCAGUCCUGUGGAUACUGAGCGUCCUGACUAUGGAGAGCAUGCGCGUAUUCCAGCGCAAUGUUGCUCUGCGACAGCUCUGCGCUCAGUCGCGUUUGCCUGCAUCACGCCGCGCCAUCCAUCAGACUCGAGCUCCCCUGCAGCAAUCCUUCCGCACCAGACCGACCCUGUUACCCCAACGAGCUCUUUUGAGACGAUCGAUACACACUCAGCGACCCACGGACACCCCCUCUUUCUCAUCGCUGCAAUCAUGGCGGACGACGCUGAGAGGCCAGCCGUCGCGGCGGCACAAUGUUUUUGGCCGCCGCUACAACUCGAACACCAGUUCCAGCACCACGAGUGAGAAACCCUCCCUCAAGCAGCGUCUGAAGACGAUGUCCCGCGAGUACGGCUGGACGGCGGUAGGCGUCUACCUGGCGCUCUCGGCGCUCGACUUCCCCUUCUGCUUCCUGGCGGUGCGCAUGAUGGGGACCGAGACGAUCGGGCACUACGAGCACGUCGUGGUCGAGACCUUCAAGUCGAUUGUCAAGUGGCCGAUCCAGGGCUCGACCCAGGCCCAGAUGGCCGCCGACGGAGCAAUCGACGAGGCUUCUGCGGAAGCCGGCGUGAGGGAGCUCGAGCAGCGAGCCGCGCAGGAAGGCGGACGCGUUUUGGAAGAGCCGACAAACGAUCAUGGGUACAAAGCGGCGGAGAAGGCGAACCAGGGUGACAAUGCCAGUUUAUGGACUCAACUUGCCCUCGCGUAUGCGGUGCACAAAUCCUUUAUUUUCAUUCGCGUCCCUCUCACUGCUGCAAUCCUGCCCAAAGUUGUCAAGACGUUGAGAUCAUGGGGUUGGAAUAUUGGAAAGAUGCCUCAUCGGAAAGCUGUUGGCGCAGGUACGGGCAUAAAUACCAAGGGGUCAAAGGUCAAACCGGGCGACUGAGAAACCAAACAUAUCUGCGUCUUCUUUUGGAGGAGAUUCAGCCCUCACUCAUCUCAUUUUCCUGCUCGACGGUAGCUUUGCCAUCGUCGUCAUGAGAGCAGGUACAAGCUAAUGUACAAAACCCACUUUUUUUCAAUUCUACCUCUUGCCUCCUGUCUGUUGUCUUUCAACUAGUCAAACCUCUGUCCCU
This is a messenger RNA of Cladophialophora immunda, 1188 nucleotides long. RefSeq lists its product as uncharacterized. Bases 108 to 998 code for a protein of 296 amino acids. NCBI's taxonomy places the organism in Eukaryota, Fungi, Ascomycota, Eurotiomycetes, Chaetothyriales, Herpotrichiellaceae. Gene Ontology annotation, cellular component: mitochondrion. The record is from RefSeq and is a predicted model, not a curated record. The transcript is spliced from 2 exons.